CCGAUAUGCCUUUAGAACUAGCACAAUCGUGCGAAGACAUGGCGGCAACGAACUCACUUCUCAACAUCUUAUGCUACCACAAUUUUAUAUCCCAAGAAAAGGAACAAGAAAAAUGCCAAUUCUUGGUCGAACCGAACCAGCCUUUACAUGGCGAUACUCCUUUGCUUCUUCCCCAGAACAAUACCGACACUUGUUGUUCCAAUGCCAAUAGCCGCCCCGACCUAUGGCUCACAAAUCCUGCCUCAACCAUACCUACCACUUUUCAAAGCGUUGGCUUCUUGGUCCAAAUAAGCCACGUUUGUAUCGCAGCUAAGCUGCGCAAGUGCAAUCACAAAACAUGUCGUGAUACACGACAGAUGAUGUGUCGGAGCGCGCCCUCUUGUGAAUGGCGCCCUUUCCGAGACUGGGUCCUCACUGUCAUGUCCUGCCGGGAAGGAUUGGCGCAAGACUGCAACAGCAAGGGCAACUCGAAAGACGGACAGGUAGACUUCAUGAGUAUGGAGCGAUCAGCGCGCGUACACACACAUAUUAUUAGCGCAGUUCACGCUUGCUACACCAUUCUUGAUGCGUCCAGAGCCAAUCAUGGGAAGCGAAUGAUCCGGUCCACAGACGACGGGUUCAUGGGACCUAUCAUUGACGUGCAGUCUGUCUGCAACCUGAUCUAUUGGAUGCUAAACAUUCUCGCUUGUUAUUCUCUGGAACCAGCGGCCAUGGGCCGUUGGGAUGGCUACUAUAUUCCUCGGAGCGUCACUGUACCGGCUGUUCACGAAGCCGCGCGGCACAUUGACAACCUGAGCCUGUGCAGCUGUCGCUUCUGGAACCUGGUGGAUGUCGCGGAACGAAAGCAGAACGACCUACCAGACCUAAUCCGUAGCCUUCAAGAUACAGAUCGACGAAAAGCCUUGAAGCAUCAAGAACACGUCGGCUGUGCCCCAAACAGGUGUCAGACUGCGCACAUGGAUAGUACGCGCGUGCACCAGAUGCAUAAAUGUAGCCUGUCUGAAAAUGAUUGCAAACAGGCAAAAUAUCCGGUGCAGGAACUGAUAGCCAGAGUGGAGUUGGGAGAAGGAACGGCGUGGUCGCGGGACAAGAAGGAACUCAGCGCGGUGGAUGCCUCGUACAUCGCCAUCUCCCAUGUAUGGUCAGACGGGACGGGUGUUGGGAUGUCUGACCAAGGUCAGGUCAACAGUUGUUUGUUUGAGUAUUUCGCGCGCAUUGCAGAGAGGUUGAACUGCGAAGGGAUCUGGUGGGACGCGCUGUCCUUGCCACUUGAACCGCGGACCCGCAGCAGAGCCAUCAACCAGAUGCACAAAAAUUACGCGGACGCCGAGUACACUGUCAUCCACGACAGCUAUCUACUCAAUAUCAAAGCCGAUGAUACCGAAACAGCAUGUCUAGCCAUCGUGCUUUCGCCGUGGUUCACACGUGGAUGGACAGCGCUGGAGCUGCGCAUGGCGACUCGAGUCAAAGUUCUUUUCAAAAGCGAAAAUGAGCAGACGCCCGCCAUUAUGGAUCUUGAUGAAAUAUUGGCCCCGCACCCCGACGUCGUUUCUCGUGCACACUGGCUAGCCUCCAGGGUCAUCCGUCGGCUGCGCACUCAGGCAAUUGAAUUCGUUGAUGACAUAUUGGCCGUGUUAGGCCCACGGCAGACAUCACGCCUGCGGGAUCGCACUAUCAUCGCAGGGCUACUGACGGGUAUGCCCCAGUGCAAUUAUUCGCAGUCUGAAAGCGAGAUUACCAAAUCUAUUCUGUUCUACCUGGGUUUUGUCCCUCAUGAGAGUCUCCUCCAUGGCCGGCCGACCAUGUGCGAGAAAGGCCCAUUUUCCUGGUCUCCUGCCACACUGGACGAGAUGCCAAUUACAGCACGAAUAGACAAUGAUAUCCCUGAGCUUCGUCGCAAGCGCAUGUUGCAGAUUCAGGAUGACGGUGCAGUCGUCGGUCGCUGGCAUUGUCAGACUCUGACGGAGCACCAGGUCCAGAACAAUCGAAUUGAGCCACAUGGAGACCAUGUUUCGGUAGCUGUGCCUUUUUAUAGUGCCCUCCUGCAUUGGAAAGAUUGCCUUAUUCUCCGAGAGAGGAAGGAGGACCGGGGCCCUGCAGUUCUUGUGAUGACUGUCUCAACAGAUAAAGAACACCGCGAUCGCUUCUUGGACUGCCGCUAUGUUGGAGCGGCACGCAUUGUUGAGGAUACCGAUGAGUAUGGAAAUGAUGGCGGCAUCCAAGAGCACCAGAAUCUGGUGUUCUCUUGUGAUGCCACCGUGCGGAUAGGUGCUGAUAAGGACAAACAUGUCUGCUGUGCCCGUGUUGCCAUGGAGCCAUGGAUUGAUAAGGCAACUCAAGUAAAAUUGCGAGAGAAGAGCCCAGACAAGCAGGCCGCCAGCGAGGAUCCUGGCCAAGAACAAGACGACGGUGACCCGCAGUUUACCCAACCCGGAAGAGGGUCUGACGCUUCACCGCAGCAGGAGAAUGAGGAAGUAGUGCACGAUAACCUACCGGACGAUGAAGCACUGGAAGAGGAACUGGUCUUUAAAGCGCUCAAGACCCCUAAAGCGCCGCAGAUACUGCAACUGUUUCUUACCCAUGGUGUGGUCAUUACCGAAGAAAUGAAGGAUAAAUUGGAUUUCAAGGAGCUUAGCCUUCUAGCUUCUGCUUAUCUCUCCAAUAAUCGGCCAGACGAAGCUAAGCAGACGUGCAAGCUGGCGUAUGACAAGUUGCCCUCGGGUGGUGCUGCCCAGAAUAAUGAUACUGCUGCCGUCGAAGCUAUGUGCGAGUUGGGGAGGACCUGUUGGAAGACGGGGCUACUGAAAGAAGGACAAUGUGCCUACUCAGGGUGCACAUCAUCUCCAACUGGAGCAGGCUAUGAUAUGGGAAAGCGACGUCUCCGGUUGCAGGCCCUUGGCGAGCUCAGCCUCCUGCAUUCUCAAAGAGGAGCGAUGGUUGAGGCAACUUCUUGCUAUCUGGAGGCGCUGAAAGUAAUCGAUCCAUCUCUAGAUGUUCCGGCCAAUGUUUAUGUGUUCUCGCACGAUGCACUCACCCGUUUAGGUGCUCUAUGUUCUCACAAAGACGCCGAGGACCGACGGCUAAAGACUCUAUACAGCAGGACUUUGAGGGACUUGGAAAGAGAGUUGGGCAAUGGGCAUGCUGCAACUCUCAUAACGGCACAGAACCUCGCUGCAACACUCUUUGCUCAAGGAGAGAUUGCAGAAGCGGAGGAGGUCUUAAAAGAAGUUAUCCUUGGUUUGGAGAAGAUUCUUGCUGGCCGCCAACACCUAUUGUUUUUGCGGGCGAAAUUUGAUUUAGCGCGAAUUCAUAUCCUCCAAGGGAAACGAAAAACACCCCAAGAUCUAGAAAGAUUUGCGCAAGAAUGUGCAGGCCAUCUCCCUUCGGGUCAUUGGCUAGUCCGUCAAGCCCGCCUUGCUAGCGGUCGCUUGUAUGAGAGACAGGGAGAGCUAGGGAAGGCAAUCGAUUCGUUGGAACAACUGGUUGAAUCGCCACCCCCAACCAAUGUUGAAACAUCCAGUAUCUACCUGCAUGCAUGCACAGAACGUGAUCUGGGGAUAUUCUAUCUGAUGACAGGUAAUACGGAAUCAGCAGAGAGGCAGCUCAAAAAGGCGCGGAUGCAACUGGAAGGUACCAGACUCGAGGACCAUCUAGACGUCCAUGUUACAGACUUAUAUCUGGCAAUCGUGCAAAAUGAUCAGCUUAGCUCGCAAGAUGACAGUCAAGAGCUUCGCGAUACCGCUAGCAGAUUAUUCCGUAAGCCUAUUUCAGGCAUCGAAAGAAUUUGUGGUCCCACGUGCCCCGAGACUCGGGAAAUCGUCAGCCAAAUAGCGCGCUUGUGUGAGGAAAGAGUGCGCAAAGAGUACAACGGAGGGGCCGGUAUGCCAGUUAUGCAGGCUAUAUAUCAACUCAGUGAGCUUCUUCGCCGAUACGGAGAUGAUGCAGCUUCUCAGGGCCGGGUGAAACGUACAAUUCCCUACCAUGAUGAAUUCUUUAGGCCAGAGAAAUCAUCGGAAGGACCCGACUUCUAUAGAGUAGAAGAAGUGCAGCUAUCUCGGGAGGCUGAUGAAGUCAUCAUCGAAAAUGCAGCAGUAUCACUACACCAGUAUGGUACGAAGGAGUCCAAUUCGAACGAGACUAGUUUGAGUGAGACUAUUUCAAUUGGAGAUGGCACCAGCGACAUCGACUUUGAGUCCGAUUCCGACAACACACUCAGAAACCAAUCGAUCUACGACCUCGCCGGCACCGUGCGCAAACUCGGUAAUGGAAAGCAGACACAGGGCCUGCAAGAGGGUGACCGUGUUCUCGCGUUGGCUGUCUACCCAUUUACUGAAAAGGACCGACACAAGGGAUUCCGAAAUUACACAGUCGUGCCCGCCAGCCUGGUAGCGGUUAUCCCGCCGAGCCUCUCAUUCCAUGAUGCUGCCGCCCUCCCACUAGGGAUAACAACCGCAGCAAAAGCCUUGUUUCGAGGUCUAAACGUCCCAAUAGCCUGCCUAACCGCAGGCAGCAACAGCAGACGUAAGAAAGGAACCGGAACAGUCCUAGUAUGGGGCGGCACCACCAGCCCCGGAUGCAACGCCAUCCAGCUAGCAGCUGCAGCAGGCUGUACCGUCGUAGCGACAGCACCAGGCAAGGAAUUCGACUACGUACGAGGUCUCGGGGCCAAUCAAGUAAUUGACAAGUACAGCACAAGAGCCAAGGAGGAACUCUUAGAGAUACUAAAGAAACCAGAACAGACAAACCUCCUGGGUGCAAUCGAUACCGAAGAAACGGAUAUUAGCACCGCAAUCUGCAAAGCUGUCGUUGGAAACCGUCCAGUAGCACCCGCAUCUGCUUCCCACGUGCCGGAUGCAAAUGUGGUCAAGGACCCCGAGAUAUGUCACAAGAUCUUCAAGGAGUUUCUUCCUAAAGCGCUGAGUGAGAAGAGUUAUGUUGUCGCUCCAAGCCCUGUGUAUCCUCCGAAGAUUUCACAUCUGCUUGCGACUGUUGAGGACGCGCAGAAAAAGGUUGUUACUCCUGUGCAUUGUCCGUGAUCUAGAGAUGGUGAGAAAAGGGAACCUUGUUCAGGUUCAUUGGUUGUGGUCUCAGCCUCCCUAAGUGUCUGUCAUAGUGUAGCUACGGUGUAGAGGAGAUAUGGAAGGCUGAGGUAGUUGCUACUAAAUAAGACAGGCAUCAACAGAACAAUACAAUUGCCAAUUACCUUACGGAA
Messenger RNA from Aspergillus welwitschiae, 5212 nucleotides. RefSeq lists its product as uncharacterized. Gene Ontology annotation, molecular function: oxidoreductase activity; protein binding. The record is from RefSeq and is a predicted model, not a curated record. NCBI's taxonomy places the organism in Eukaryota, Fungi, Ascomycota, Eurotiomycetes, Eurotiales, Aspergillaceae. Bases 6 to 5036 code for a protein of 1676 amino acids. The transcript has a single exon.